This is a messenger RNA of Dentiscutata heterogama, 130 nucleotides long. NCBI's taxonomy places the organism in Eukaryota, Fungi, Glomeromycota, Glomeromycetes, Diversisporales, Gigasporaceae. The record is from the annotation of a GenBank genome assembly.
GGUUUUUAUUGAAGGACCAACAAAUAUCUUUCUCAAAAAACCUUUUAAACUUCAGACAGAAGCAAAUCUCAGAGUAGCUAGUUCUAUUAAAAAUCUAGAGCUGAGUAAGGAAACACCUCUACACAACUAG